Mesocricetus auratus (golden hamster) is the source of this 609-nucleotide messenger RNA. It is a transcript of the gene Fgf4, whose product is annotated as fibroblast growth factor 4. Bases 1 to 609 code for a protein of 202 amino acids. The record is from RefSeq and is a predicted model, not a curated record. Gene Ontology annotation, molecular function: fibroblast growth factor receptor binding; growth factor activity. The transcript is spliced from 3 exons. Gene Ontology annotation, cellular component: cytoplasm. NCBI's taxonomy places the organism in Eukaryota, Metazoa, Chordata, Mammalia, Rodentia, Cricetidae. Gene Ontology annotation, biological process: cell differentiation; positive regulation of protein phosphorylation; positive regulation of cell population proliferation.
AUGGAGAAGCACGGGCCAGCCACCGGGACUCUGCUAUCCAGAGUCCUGCUGAGCCUGUUGGUAGCCCUGGUGGUUCGAGGGGCCGCCGCACCCAAUGGCACACGGCCGGCCGGACUGGGGCGCGGCUGGAACGGCCUGGUGGCUCGCUCGCUGGUGCGCCUACCGGUGGCCGCGCAGCCCCCGCAGGCUGCGGUCCGCAGCGGCGCAGGGGACUACCUGCUGGGCCUCAAAAGACUGCGGCGACUCUACUGCAACGUGGGCAUCGGAUUCCACCUGCAGGUGCUGCCCGACGGUCGCAUCGGUGGCGUACACGCGGACACCAGCGACAGCCUUCUGGAGCUCUCCCCGGUGCAGCGGGGCGUGGUGAGCAUCUUCGGGGUGGCUAGCCGGUUCUUCGUGGCCAUGAGCAGCAGGGGCAAGCUCUUCGGUGUGCCUUUCUUUACCGAAGAGUGCAAAUUCAAAGAGAUUCUUCUGCCCAACAACUACAACGCCUACGAAUCCUACGCGUACCCCGGCAUGUUCAUGGCCCUUAGUAAGAAUGGGCGGACCAAGAAGGGGAAUCGAGUGUCUCCUACCAUGAAGGUAACACACUUCCUCCCUAGACUGUGA